AUGUUCGCCUCUACCACAGUCCUCGCCGCCCUAGCAAACAUCUUCAUCUCCCAGUCACUCGCCGCCGCCGUCCCCAACGCCCCCGUCACAGUCGUAGCUCGUGGUGGUGGAUUCCCCGCGUCCAACCCCCCGGGGGUCACCUGCUACAACACCUGGGAGACGGUCACCAACGAUCCCGUCGUCCAGUACUGGUACGUGACUGUCCAGGAUGCCGGCAAUUCCAUCAAGGCCGACCGCGUCUGGAACCACCUGAACCUGAACGGCUGCGCCCCGACCGAGAACAAGUACCACGUGGAGUCCGCCAUCAACGGCUGCGCCCUCACCUUCCACACCAGCGAGGCCUGCACCGCCGCGCGUGUCAGCGACGCCCUCCGGUCCGGCUCCGACCCGGCCAUCAACAUUGCGUGUUCGUUUACCGGAAAAGACGGCCCCGGCGCCGGUGAGGCUGUAGCUUCGGCCAUCGACGGAACGCUCGAGGGUAUCCUGGAAGGACUUGGAGGCCUCUAA
Molecule: messenger RNA, 507 nt
Organism: Anthostomella pinea
Lineage: Eukaryota; Fungi; Ascomycota; Sordariomycetes; Xylariales; Xylariaceae
Source: the annotation of a GenBank genome assembly